UUUCUGAAUCUUCACAAAUCAAAAUUGAUAAAUUAGAUUUGAAGUUGGUAAAUAAGAUUAUUAAACUUAAAAAAGAAAAUAUCAAAAUUAAAGCUCAAGUAUUGCUUGGAGAAAAACUUGUAGUUGAAUACUAUUUAUCUUUUAUGGAGGAAUUAGAACUUGGUGCUUUCUUCCAACUAAUUGAAAUAUUUAUUCUUUAA
Diversispora eburnea is the source of this 200-nucleotide messenger RNA. The record is from the annotation of a GenBank genome assembly. Lineage: Eukaryota; Fungi; Glomeromycota; Glomeromycetes; Diversisporales; Diversisporaceae.